AUGGUGCCCAAAGUUUUUCCUCUUGAUUCUUGCUCUUCUUGUCUGAGCGGAAAGAGAGAGACGUUCACUGUGUGGAUGAAAUCACUGUUGAUGCAAGGAAAUGGAUGCACAGUUUUCAACUCAAAUGGUGAUAUUGUGUAUCGUAUUGAUAAUUAUGAUGACAAGUGUAGCAGUGAGGUAUGUCUUAUGGAUCUCCAUGGAAGAGUUCUUGUCACUAUUGUACAGAGGAAAGUGUGGCCGUUCAAGAGCUGGGAGAUUUACAAACAAGUGAAUAGAGAGAAGCCAUGGCUUCGAGUCAAAACAUAUUCCAAAGCAAAAUUUAGAUUGGAAACUAAUGAUGAAGCAAAUUGGUAUCAAGUAGAAACGUCGGCUUGUAAAUCACAAGUCAAAAUUCUUGAUGGAAAUGGAAAUAUAGUUGCAGAGGCAGAAAGAAAGCGAUCGUCUUCAGGUGUGGUAUUAGGCAAUGAUGUGUUGGCAUUAACAGUGGAGGCUGAUGUAGAUCAUUCCUUCAUCAUCACUAUUUUAACUGUUUAUGGAUUGAUUAAUAAAAUACUGUGA
Carica papaya (papaya) is the source of this 558-nucleotide messenger RNA. Its product is annotated as protein LURP-one-related 4-like. The record is from RefSeq and is a predicted model, not a curated record. Lineage: Eukaryota; Viridiplantae; Streptophyta; Magnoliopsida; Brassicales; Caricaceae.